Messenger RNA from Paramisgurnus dabryanus, 1684 nucleotides. RefSeq names its product glutamyl-tRNA synthetase 2, mitochondrial (gene ears2). The record is from RefSeq and is a predicted model, not a curated record. Gene Ontology annotation, cellular component: mitochondrion. Gene Ontology annotation, biological process: glutamyl-tRNA aminoacylation. NCBI's taxonomy places the organism in Eukaryota, Metazoa, Chordata, Actinopteri, Cypriniformes, Cobitidae. Gene Ontology annotation, molecular function: ATP binding; tRNA binding; glutamate-tRNA ligase activity.
UGGAAGCAGGAAGUGGAACAGCGCCAUGGGGUUAGCGCGCACUGUUUCACAAAUUAAUCUCUGUUUCUCCUGUGGUAAUAUGGUGUGAACGACGUAUGAUUUAUUUAUUUAUUUACUUACGCAAACGAGUGAAAAUGUUUAGAUGUUUUAUAAUGAAAAUGACGCGACACGACGCGAGCAGAAGAUUGUGCACGCGCGUCAGAUUCGCUCCGAGUCCCACAGGGUUUCUGCACCUCGGUGGUCUCCGCACUGCGCUCUAUAACUAUUUGUUCGCAAAGCAGCACGGCGGCACAUUUAUCCUGCGUCUCGAGGAUACGGACCGGACACGACUGGUGCCUGGAGCUGCAGAGGCCAUAGAGGACAUGCUGGAGUGGGCAGGGAUCCCGCCGGACGAAAGCAGCCGACACGGAGGCGAUUAUGGGCCGUACGUGCAGUCCGAGAGACUACAGCUUUACGCACAAGCGGCAUCAACGCUGCUACACACAGGACACGCCUACUACUGCUUCUGUUCCAAUCAGAGACUGGAUCUGUUAAAGAAAGAGGCCCAGAGGAAUGGACAUGUGCCACGGUAUGAUAACAGGUGUCGACACCUGCACCCAGAGCAGAUCCAAGAGAAGCUGGCGCAAGGUGUCCCGCACGUCAUCCGCUUUAAACUGGACGCUGGCGACGAGCCCUUUCAGGAUCUGAUCUUUGGUUGGAGCAGGCACGAGGUGGGGGCGGUGGAGGGCGAUCCAAUCGUAAUGAAGGCCGACGGCUUCCCCACGUACCACCUUGCAAAUGUGGUGGACGACCAUUACAUGAAAGUCAGUCACGUUCUGCGUGGCUCUGAAUGGCUCAUCUCUACCAGCAAACACCUGCAGCUCUUUCGAGCCCUGCGCUGGACUCCGCCUGCUUACGCCCAUCUGCCUCUGCUGCUCAAUCGUGACGGAAGUAAACUUUCCAAGAGGCAACGAGACAUUUUUAUUCAGAGCUUCAUAGAGCAGGGCGUGUUACCCGAAACCUUACUGGACAUCGUCACUCACGCGGGUUCGGGAUUCAACAGCAAUCGUAUUGGUAGACGCCUGGAUGAAUUAAUUAGCGAGUUUAACAUUUCCAAGAUCACAACUCACUCUGCCCUGCUGGAUCUGGAUAAAUUGGGUGACUUCAACAGGGUUCAUCUACAGCACAGGAUUGAGGAUGAGGAGAAGUGUGCUGUCCUGGUAGAUGAGCUGCGUCAGUUUGUUCUUGAAACACAUGGGCUGCAAAUCAGUGACCGUUCUGUUCUUGAAUCGCAAUACAUCCAGAGAGUUCUGCAGCUCAGGAAGGGUCACAUCUGUUCAGUGCGUGAGCUGCUGGGUCCCAUUUAUUCGUACUUGUGGCUCAGGCCAGAAGUCUGCCGACAACAGAUGGAGGACGUGACCUCAGAGGCGGCAAACAUCAUAACAGCAGUCAUACAGCUGGUUAGAGAUCAAAAGUCACUGAUGUCUACCGAGGUGUUGAACUCUGAGCUAAAACUGAUAAGCAGCAAAUUGAAGAAAACUAAAUACAGUAACGUGAUGAGAGUAUUGAGAUUAGCACUGAGCGCACAACAGCAAGGUCCCAGUGUGGCAGAGAUGAUGGUUUCCCUGGGAGAACAAGAGGUCUGCGCUCGUCUUCAGAACGCAUUACAACAUUAACUUGAUGUAAUAAAACUGACCAAAUAUUU